Marasmius oreades (fairy-ring Marasmius) is the source of this 638-nucleotide messenger RNA. RefSeq lists its product as uncharacterized. Gene Ontology annotation, cellular component: membrane. The transcript has 4 exons. Gene Ontology annotation, molecular function: transmembrane transporter activity. The coding region runs from base 129 to 557 and encodes 142 amino acids. NCBI's taxonomy places the organism in Eukaryota, Fungi, Basidiomycota, Agaricomycetes, Agaricales, Marasmiaceae. The record is from RefSeq and is a predicted model, not a curated record.
CGGUAGUCGAGUCUCAGCUUCGAACUGUUCCUCCCUACCUGGUUGGUUCGUUGUGGGCUGUCUUUUGCGGAUAUCUCAGCUACCGCCUCAAACAUCGAACCGGGUUCAUCCUGAUAUCGGUCGUGUUUAUGAUCAUCGGAUACGCAAUUGCAAUAGGAACAAAGGAACCUCAUGCUCGAUACGCUGCAUGUUUUCUUUCGAUAACUGGAGCCAGUAACGCUGGCCCGAUGGUGCUUGCUUGGGGAACAGGGAAUGCUGCUCCAGAUACCGUGAAAGCUGUAACCUCAGCUCUUAUUCCCAGUAUCGGUGCAUUAGGUUCUAUUAUAGCCGUUUGGACUUACGUCCCUACUGAUGCGCCAGAUUAUCACAACGGCAACUCUUUGAACCUUGCUACCAGUAUUCUCUCGGGCAUACUAGUGCUUGCACUGUUCACUUAUAUCCGCUGGGAAAAUGCCAAAAGGGAACGAGGCGAGCGGAAUCACAGACUGGAGGGGAAGGAUGCGAGAGCGAUAGAGGAAUUGGGUUAUCUGCAUCCCGAAUUUAGAUAUCAAGCCUAGCACACUGCAAUUCCAUAAUGUCUUGGGCGACCGGCAGUCCCACCAGAGGGUUUACGCUCCGAACUGUCGUUCACAUUGGGU